This is a messenger RNA of Pocillopora meandrina, 20481 nucleotides long. The record is from the annotation of a GenBank genome assembly. Lineage: Eukaryota; Metazoa; Cnidaria; Anthozoa; Scleractinia; Pocilloporidae.
AUGGGAGGCGAAACAGUUUAACACUGCCAUUUAGAUUGCAAUAUUCUUGACUAGACAGCACCCUUUUUAUCUCUUUGAUCUAACUUUGACCUGUUUCUUUUCCAGAACAGUAUUGGAUUUGCUCUUCUGUUAAGGUUCAAAGUUGAGUAAGGGAAAGGGGUAUUGCUUGGAACUUUGGCAAAUUUAAAGUGCUGUUUUCAAUACAGCCUUAAAAAAGACAUGCAAAUAUGACAUUCUUGGUUAACCCUUUACACUCUUACUGUAUCACCCUUGAAUUACUUAUUAAGGUUACAAGAAUAAGGAAAAUGAUCACCAACUAAAGAAGCUCUUGAUUGUUAUACAGAUUCUCCAUUAAAUGAUGUAUAGAGAACAGUUUGGAGAAUAUGCAUACUAACGUUUGGAUGUAAAGGGUUAAAGUACCAUUUCUUGUAUUUGUUUGUAAAAGGCUUUAAUCUUGAUUUUUCCUUCUUUGCAGCUUGAAUUUUGUGAAAAAGAGAAACAAGUACUUUCUGAAAGGAUUGCAGAACUUGAGGAACAGCUAACAGAAGAACAACGUCAUGAACUUGAAGUCAAGUUGGAAACGUCUGAAAAACACAUACCUCUUAUUUGUGUUGGUGACAACAGUGAAGAUGAUGACAUCAUAUUUAUUUUGCCUGAGGACUACUCUCCCAGAAAGAGGUUGAAAAUUGACCAUGAAAAGAAAGCUCAUAGGAUUGGUGACCAAGAUAACCAGGCUAAAAAAGACUUAGCCAUUACUUACUACAAACCUGGUACAAAUCUACCACAUGCCAGGGAAAACUGUUCAGCUCACAAGUUUGUUCAGAGCAAUGUAACUACAGCAACAGUAUCAUGUAAUGAGAACUAUUGUGAGCAGUGCUAUUGUUAUGUAUGUGAUGCUAAUGUGAAAGAGGUGAGUUAUUUUCUGCUUUAUACAUAGAAAUGUAAUUUGAACAAAGUCCUAGGGAAAUGCAUUGGUUAAGAGUAUGCCAACCUAUGUCCAAAUGUCUAACAAACAGAAAUUCUGAGCAGAUGAGUAUCGCUUCUAAAUGGCUUGUCUGUGGAACAACUGCAUUGUAAAAUUUCUCUCCCACCCACAGAUGGGUCUGGAACUUGAAAAGAUUUGAGAGUACAAAAUGCAGUGUUUAAAUGUUGUGGUCAGUUAUGGUAACAUCUGGGCAGAUAAAUGCUUUGUUUAUUGUAUUACAUAAAAAUUUUUUCCUUUGUUUUCUCACAAUGGUAGUGUAAUUCCUGGAAGAAUGGCACUAAUCCUCAUUGCAAUGCAUACUCUAAGAAUGCAUUUUGGGAAAAACUUCGAAAGAUGGCAAAGAGAAAAGUGGUAUGUUUAACUGAAGUGUUGUGCAACAUUGUGUGGUAAUAUUUUAUUUUUGGUUCAAUGUUGAUUAAUAUUUACACAUAUAACAGGUCACAAGAAUUAGAUGCUUGCAUUGCAUUAAAUCUUUUACCCAAAGAAUUAUUCUAAUUUAUUUUGUACCCAGGAAGGAAUUCUCAUACUACUAAAUUAAGCAACAAGAGCCUACUGUAGAAAGUAGCAACACCUUGAGCAACCAUCUUCUAAAGCUGAAAAGUAAUUUUUAAAAAAAGUUUUUGGUUGAAGUUUUUGUCUUAUUACUUAACAUACACUGUGCAUGUAGCAUACAUACAGUAUCCAAUUUGUUUCCACCAAUUGAAAAUUAAUUAUUAGUUUAAAGCUUGCACACAUAUUAUAAUUGAUUGUGUGUAGGGUUAAUUAUUAAUAUAAACUACCCACUGUCUAAUAUUAGAACUGUAUCAUUAUUUGCAGAGCUCUGUACAGGAUUCAUUGCUUAAGUGUUUGCCUGCUAAUGAGCAAUCAAAGUUAUUGCUAGAAGCAGGUAGGUAUUGUUGCUCAUACUUGUCUGUUAGAGCUUAAUGUUUAAUGUUAAUGUCUUUAUCCUCCUUUUUAUCCCCUCUCCUCUUUUGUCUUUCAUGUUCAUCAUGUCCUUUCCUUUCUUUUUUCUUUUUUCUGCUCUUUCUCUGCCAAUACAGCAGGUACAUGUACAUAAGUAUGCAUGUAAGUAAAUAUCCCCUUUCAAAUGUUCUUUUCUGUGUGAUUGUCUACUCUCCCUUUCAAUCCCUGUUUUCUUCCCCUAGAGUUUCCCUGAAGUCUUCAUCCUGCUUGUUUAUUUUAAAUUUCUUUAUAUCCUCUCUUUAUCUCACCUUAAAACAUACAUGCAUCUUUCUCCUUUUCCUUUCUGUUCCUUCCCAUUUGCUUUGUCUCCUCAACCCAUUUCUCUUUCCCUCUCUUUCUUCCUUUUUUCUCUCCUCUAUUUUUCUCCCCUCCCUUCAGCCACUUACAUCUGUGCACAAUUAUCCACCCUUACUUUCUUGGUUAUUCCUUUUCUGCUUAUUGUGUCUAGAUUAGUUGUCUUUUCCUUAAAGCUUUGCAAAUGUCAAAGGCUAUAGUGUACAUGCGGUAAAAUCUAGAUGAUAUUUAUUUUGUUUACAUCAUAGCGGAAAUGGUCACAGAACUCUUAGAGAACCUGAAAGACAAACUUUCAGACUCAUCAAGUGGCUAUAGUUCAAGGUCGUCCAGUCCCAGUUGUGAUUGUGAUUGUCAUUAUGACAGUUGUGGAAGUUAUGACAGCCAAGGGUGUGAGGGGUGUUAUGACUACCAUGAAGAAAGAUCGUGCAGUUUUGGUGGAUAUUGGUCUUUUGGUGGAAUGCAUCUCUCAAGGUACAGUUUACAGAUUUCUUAACCCUUUUAUUCCCAUAAGUGACCAAAACAGAAUUUCUCUUUACAAUAUCAAUACAAUAUCAAUCAGACAGGUGAUGAGAAUAAAGAAAAAUAUCAAUUUGGAGAUAGUUGAUUCAAUACUAAAUUCUCUAAACUAACAUUAUAUGAAUUGUAUGAUUGAAAGUAAGGAGAAUUGCAAAUUUGAUCAAGGAGUUAAAGGGUUAACGAGGCACUAAAGUUUGCCUCUUUUCAAACAAUUGGCUUGGUACACGUUGCUCGUCCAAAUGUCACUUGAGAGGCACCACAGGCUUAAAUGUCACCUUAAACCAAACCUUUCAAUUUUUUUUUAUCUGAAAUUCCUUUAGCUGUGCUUUAACUGUUAAGGUUAUUUUGUUCUUGUAUAGAAAUCAAAUCAAGAAAUAACUAACUUUAUCUCAUCCUGGAUUGUACAAUGCAAGAUCCAGUUAUAUCAUGACAAUAUGAAAUAAAUGAAUUUUAAGUUGUAACUUAUGAAGUAUUCAAGAACCUCUUCCUACAUGUACUUGGUAUAAUGUGAUUGGCAUUUUUUAGAGAUUUUAUGAAGCUAAGUAGGAUUGACAUGGAAUCCACAUAAGUUCACAUAACAGAGAUAUGAAUGGCAUGACGAUGUGUAUGUUACAGUUUUCAGUGAUUUGAUAUGAUGUGGGAUUGUGUGGUGAUCUUUUAACAAAGAAUGUCAAAAGAAAAUUAACCCUUUAACUCCCAAGAUCUGAUUGUUAAUUCUCCCCUCUAGCUGCUACACAUUUCUUUGUAAAUUGGUUACAAGAAUUUGGUGUUCUAUCAAGGUACUAUCUUGUAGCUGAUGAGUGUGAGUACUCUCACUACUGUUUGCUGGAUAAUGUAUGGAUAUUAUAGGGAGAAUUUACAUGUUAAUCACUUCUGGGAGUUAAAGGGUAAGUAAGAAUCAGGAAUAGAAUUGCAAUAGAUACAUAUAAUAUUAACAAAGUUACUAUUUUAAAUUUUUCAUUUGUGAUUGUAUUUGUGGUUUUUUUCUUGAAAGGUUUGACUUUAAUCUAAUUGACAACGUUGAGAGUACAGUGAAAAAAGCCAGAGACUUUCUUGAUGAUAACCAGCCUGGACCAGCAGCUAUUGUGCUUGAUGCUUUAACAGUUGUUCUUUUACCAGCAGACAGUGAGAGGUAUGUAUAAACCAAACUGUAUAGAUGUACACUGCUGUUUAUAGUGCGCAUGUCAAACCCUUUGUCUCCUAAGAGUGAUUAGUAUGUAACUUUUCCUCAGAGUAUCACUCCUGAAUCAAACAUUAUGGUCACGAGAAUAAAGGAAAUGAUUUCUAACUAAAGAAAUUAUUGAUUUUAAAACCAUUUCUGCUUGUCAGCACCUUAGGAAUAUGCACACUACUGUUAGAAUGUAAAGGUUUAACCCUUUAACUCUCAGAUCAAAUUUGUAAUUCUCCUUACUGCCAACCAUACAAUUCUUACAAUGUUAGUUCAGAGAAUUUAGUAUUGGAUCAACUUAUUAUCCCCAAAUUGACAUUUUUCUUUAUUUUCAUCACUUAUCUGGUUGAUAUUGUAUUGAUAUUGUAAGGAGAAAUUCUGUUUUGGUCACUCAUGGGAGUCAAAGGGUUAAGCUGGAUAACUUAGAAUUUGAACAAUUAGGGGAAUAUUUUUUUGUAUCUUCUCCAUGUCUGGGAAAAUUUGAACCCUCAUAAGUAAGCAUGGAAAGGUACUAUCACUACUAGAAAAUCUGUUUUCCCAGGGAAUCUGGCAUCAGUUUUCUUUAUUACUGAUAUAAUUAAAAAUAUCCCAUUUCACAUUGUCUGACUUUAUAAUUUGUAUCAGUUGAUGUAAAUGAAGUGUUUGUUGCUUUCCUCCAAAGGUUCCCAUCAAGCCAAGUUAUGACAGCGAUUAAAAGGUAUUCAGCUGCUUUGAAAGAUAACCAUUUUGGUAAUUUAAACAAUGAUAAUUCUUGUUUGCAGCAGUUUACUGAAGAAGUUUUUAAGUGCUUGAGGAUGUCUGGCAAUACUUGAAUGCCUUUAAUUUAUCAUUAUUUUUUACUCUGCAUUCUGCUCCGUUUUCUUAGGCUGCGGAAGGCUUGGAUUCAAGUGUUUAUGCAUCCUGACUUGCCUAAAAAUAUUGAAGAAAAAGUUAGGGAACGUUUAAAGAAUGCUGUUGAUGGGGCUCAAAUUUGCUCACCAGAGAGCAUAGGCCUUAAUGUGUGAGUCCAUAUUUUUGCAAGAGAGUAGCUUGUGAUCUAGUCAAUAUGAUAGAGACUUGUACAUGUACAUGUACUGGAAGACUUCUCUGUACUCCCCUACAAGUUACAUGUACUCUAAACUAAUGAUAAAUAUGUUACUCUUUUUUGUCCUUCUAAAUUGGCACUAAUUGCCUUUUUUAUGGAAGUACUUGUUUUUGGGCUCUAAAGGUGUGAUUAAUGCACGGUUGUAGGUAAGAGCCAGCAGCCAGUGAAAUACGCCGGCUUCUCUGCCAGGUUUUGCUGGCUACUUUCAUUGCUUCGAGAGCCUGUAUAGAGAUGAUGUUUAUCAGGUCUAAACUUUGGCUCAAUAAAAAUUUAAAUUUGCACUCCCUAUCUUUUCUGAAAACAUACAAAGACUUCUGACUCAGGGUUAGUUUAAAAACGUUCUGAUGGGGACUGUCUUUUUGACAAAUCUUGCUACAAUGGCAGGAAAGGAGGAAUGGUGUGACGUUUUGUCUGCCAUAUUGGAUUUCGAAACCCACAACCGUUUACCUUUAGAAAAAACUCCGGCUACUUAAAACCUUAAAGAAAACCCUGUUAAUGUGAAAAGUGCUAAUUACAGGCUGGAGUAGCAUUUCUAUCAAAGGAUCAUAAGGCUGUUGCAAUUUUAGAGUAAGGUCUAUGAUGCUAUAUGUAUAUACUCCAGGUGAUGUGUUAUUGAUCUCUUAAGUGUGGUUUAUUUUAGGAUUCUUGAAAUGAGGAAAUGGGAUGAUACUUUACUUCUUAAAUGUUUCGAUGGGAAAUUAAAGAAUGAUUUCAUAAGAGAAGAUGAGGAAGUGGUUGAAGCUCGACUAUCCUUCCUGGAAAAGAACCAAAGGUACAUUUUAAAUACAAAUUUUUUGUGUCUUUUGGGUAUUCUGUUCGUCUGUCUGUCUGUGUGGCUCUGUGUCUGUAUUCUGCAGUCUUUUCUCAUACAAAAAUUUGGAGCCCAACAGAGCUGAAUAGGCUAAUUUCUGGCUUGUAUCAGGCUUGAUUUCCCGUUCUGACUGUUUUCUUCUUGCCUGGCUCUUGUCAGGCUGAAUUACUACUUUUGUUAGCCUGAGUAUCAGCCUAGUGUAUGGUUCUUGUCAGGAUCGUUUCUCGUUCUGUAUGAUUAUUUUUUUGUAUCUGGCUCUUGCGAGGUUGAAUUCUCCUCAUUUUCCACACUAUGUCUGGUUCUUGUUAGGCUCUUUUCUGCUCUGUCUGGUUUGGCUCUUUUCUGGUUGAUGUAAGACUCAUGCCUGGUUCAAAUGUGAGGCUGUAUUCAGGCUCUUGUCCGGCCAGACAUUUUUGUUCUGGUUUUUCCUAUGUCUGUCUGUCAGUCAGCCCACUAGUCUACGAGGCUAUAAGCAGUCCAUUCUUUCUCACAAAGUUUAUUGCAUGAGUGAAAAAAAAAUUGAUGUUAAAGUGCUGCAUAGAAAUCUCUGCACUUCAAGUUAGCUCAUGUUGUAGAGUGCCAGACUGCAAUUGUAUCUGUGGGAGGUUGAUGGUGUAACCCUUGAAUUCCCAUGAGUGACCAAGACAGAAUUUCUCCCUACAUUAUUCUUACAAUAUCAAGCAGACAAGUGAUGAGAAUAGAGAAAAAUAUAAGUUAUGGGUUAUUAGCUGAUCCAAUAUCAAAUUCUCCAAACUAAUAUCAUAACAGUUGUAUAGCAGACAGUAAGGAGAAUUACUCAUGUGGUCUUGGGAGUGAAAGGGUGAAGUCCUCGACUGGACCAAUAGCAAGGGUCCUAAAAUAAUUGAGAAAAAUGUGCCGCUUUUGCUAUGGCAUCCCCAAAUGGUUAGACAUUCUAGUCUUCUUGGAGAAGGAGGAUAAACCAUGUAGAACUAAAAAUAAUCUAUUCUGAGAAUAGCUACAUUGUAAUUGUGAGAGUGGUAUAUACUUAUUCUCUCAAAUACCGGUUUUCCUUGAAGCGUUAUCAUACAUGUCGAGUUGUAAGACAUGAACUGAAAAUAAUCAAUUCUGAGAGUAGCUACAUUGUCAAUAUAAGAGUGGUGCUUGUUCUCUCAAAUACCCAGUUUUCUGAUGCACUAUCUUAUGUGUUAAGUUGUCAGACAUGAAAUGAAAAUAUUUAAUUCUGAGAAUACAUUAGCUACAUUGUAAUUCUAAGCAUGGUGCAUGUUCUCUCAUAUGCCAGGUUUUCUGAUGCGCUAUCUUACAUGUUGAGUUGUAAGACAUUGGAAAAGAACCACAGUGCUUCUUAUUAUGGCUUUGGAGGUGCUGUACCCUCCACUACUGAAAAGUGUGUGGCAAACAUUACCCACUACAAAAAGAAAUUUGUGCUUUUACUAGCAAAGGCAGGGAAAGUGGAACAAGCUCUUAAUGUGCUGAAUUUUCCAGUCUCAGGGGACAUUCCUGCCAGCAUUUUGUCCAACACAGGUUUUAAAGGUCAGUUUUAUUGUGAGAGUGCAUAUCUUCAUUGUAAUAAUCUACUAGAUAAUGUACUAGUAUUAUUAUAAUAUUUUAGCAAAUUGGCUACAAAAUAAUUUGACAAUGGGUCACCAUCAGAGAUGGUUACUCUGCAUGUAGAUGUGGCUAGUGAUCUGCCACUUAAAGCAGAAGGGAAAUUAUUGUUAAAUGCUGUAGUCCCAAUGUUGGUUAAAAAAACUCUUCAUAUUCCUAGAAUUCUGAGUACUGGUUCUUGCUACUUCAAGAAUUAUCUCAAGUUAGAGGAAACUGGUCUUAGACUUCUUUUUACAGUAACUAUACACAGAGUAGUUAGUAAACUAUGUAUACUAAUUACUUUCUGUGGGUAGACACUUUUACACAUAGAAGGUCAGUGUUAUCUCUUACUUUUAGAUACAAGAGGCACAACACCUCUAACACAAUGUACCCUUGCAAUAAUUGAUUUUGCAACAACUAAAAAGCUCUUAAUUGCCAUGGUAAAUGAAAACAGUUCUGUGGAGGCAGGGAAGAUUCCUUCACCAUCCAGCAUUCCAGAAGAGAAACUGAAAAAGGUGUUAGCAUUUAUAAUGACAGCAACACAAGUGAAUUCUAAUCUUCGCAAUGAACAGGCCUUUGAGUGGUUUAUUAACACAUUCUGCGAGUCAUCCAUUAUAAACAAGUGUUCUCCAGAAGAAAAUCAGGUCAGUGAUGGUAAUUUUUUUCAUUGUCCAGUGCAUUUUUGUAAUAAAUUUGAAAUUUUUAUAGGUCAUCCCAUAAUUUCAAGUGCAAUUUGGAAUAAAUAAAUAAGUAAAUCAAACAACAAGUUGUCAGUAAUGCUCAAAAGUAAGGUGACUGUCCCCAGAAACUCAAUUCUUGAAACUCCAUUCUUAAAAACUUUGAGGAUUGAAAUUCAAAUUGUGUUUUGAGAUGCUCUAAAUGAGUUGAAAGCAUCUCAGAACGAGGAAGCAAAUAAUCUUUCACACAGUUAAUUUUUCACAUGAGAGGAAAUUCCUUGUAGGUCACAAUUUUUUCAAGUACAUGCCAUUUCAUGUGGAAUUAUUAGUGUUAGAAAACUCAGGUAUGUAGUUUCACCUCUUCCUGGAUCUUCUCUCAAACAAUAAUUUUUCACACGAGAGGAAGUUCCUUGUAGGUUAAGUCAAGUAAAUUUUUCCAAGACUAACAAAAUUGCAAUUUGUGGUCUUUGAGAAAAUUUACAAUGCUUAUUUAUUCCAAAUUGUGCAAGAAAAAUCAUGUGAUUACAUAGCAAUAAUUUACAUGAAAAAAUACAAGAUAGCUUAUCAUAAUUAUGUGGAAGCAAAGCAUGCACAUCAAGUGCUAAAAUAAUUUAUUCAAACCCUUCAUGUGACAUUGUGCAUUUGGUCAAAACAACAGCGUAUGAUCAAAACAAUAAUAUGCAAGGAUAUUUUUACAUCUUUAAGGCACAAAAAAGUUUAAAGUCUGGCUAAACAGUUCAAGGAAUUUUUCAGUCUGGUUUGUUACUUCUUUUCACUGAAUUAACCCUCUCCUGCAUUGAAUUACCUGAAAACUGCAUUUGUCUUAACCAAUCAGAACUGAGUAACUUUUUCGUGUAUGUUAUUACAAGUACAAUGUACUAAAAUUUUCAUUUUUUUACAUAUAGAUGCUCACCAUUCUUGGUGGGUCAAAGUUUCCUCUCAAGUUAAUUGUAAAUUAACCUCUAUUAGUGACAGGUGUUUCAGUGGAAAAUGCCUACUAUUGGACAUUAUGGUUGUCUGCUUAAAAACCUGGGUCUAAUUGCUUCUAAUUACUAUCAUUAGUUAUUACAUAAUUUAUGAAACCAUAGCAGGAUGGAUGAUUUAUUCUUAAGAUAAAAUUUAAUAUUAAGCACUUCUAACAAAAUGAAUGAAGUUUACAGUAAUAUCAAUUUUGUUAUCUAGAGCCUUUCUGCAAAUUUCCAUGCAAUCUUUUUUGGUGACAUAAAGUAGCAUCCUACUGUAGACUUAUAUUUUUUGAAUUGGCCUGUUCAACAAGACAGCUUUUUAAUCUAGUGGGUUUUAGCUUGCCUAAGGAUUAUUUUGCAAACUGUCGCAUGAUUUCAGAAGAGAAAGAAAUAUAUUUGCUGUUCAAGGACUGAGAAAGUGGUGUUAUUCUUACUGUUACAGGAAGUAAUCAAAGCUGCUGGGGAGAUUGUAAACAAAGCUAAACAGGAGUUUCUGUCACACCUUGAGGUCAAACCCCCUGAAGGUGUCUCUUUAAAGGUACACUUACACAUAUACAUUUUCCUAGAUUCAAAAUAAAGAUUUAUGUGAUUUACAUGAACACCCUGAUUAAGGAACAAUAUAAUUGUUUAUAUUUACUAAUGGAAAACAAGGGAACAAAAAUUGCUCUAGUGGUCUGAGUGUACUUUAGGGAAUAAACUCAUGCACUGGGGGUUAACCCUUUAUGCCCUUACAUGUAUAUUAGUGUUUAUAUUCUCCAUACUGUUCUCUGUACAUUUCCAAAGAGGCUGGUAAGGAGAAUUUGUUUAACAAUCAAGAGCUGCUUUAGUUAGAGAUCAUCUCCUCUAUUCUCAUGACUUCCAUGUUUGAUGCAGGGUUGAUAUGGUAGGGAGAAAUUAGAUGCUUGUCACUCUCAGGGGCUAAAGUGCUAAGUUCAUAUAAUGAUUGUGACUUCAAUAAUGCCACAUGCAUCAUGUUUUGUAUUGUACAUGUUUUGACCUUGACAAAUCAAAUUGAAAGAUUAGGCUGUUCUAAAAGCAAUAAAACAACAGUUAAAAUUUUCUCACAGUAGUCAGAUGUAAUGAGGAUGAUGUUUACAGUGUAAAUCAUGGACUUAAAUUGCUAUUCCAUUCUUAGGUAUUUGUUGUGGAACUGUUUGCAUCUGUUGUUGCCAAUCUCUAUGUCAACAACAACUGCUAUCCAUACUUUCCAAUUAGUUACACCUUGGAGUUGUUCAAGAAAAAGGUAUUUUGGAUUCCUUUGUGAUAAUCUUGUCAGUACAAUGUACAGCAAUUGAGAGAAAACUCAGUGUACAGUACUUCAACUGCGUAAAUGAUAUGUUUAUCCUAAACUAGAUAGUUGAUUUAACUUUUGGUAUGUGCAAUGUACAGCGUACAUUCCACAUGACAUUGUUCAUAAUUACCUCUUAAUAACAGAAUUUGAGGUCUGAACUGUAAGUUAUGGUACAAGUUUUUCUGCUCAGCUUUAUGAUGUAAGCACAGAGGGGGAAUAUUUACAUUCUAGCAAACUUUGGGAAAUAUGGCUUGGGCAAUUGACUGGUCAUAGUGCAUGUCAAUUUUUGGGUGAUACAUGUAGACUGCUAAUAUAUAGAUUUAGCCAAGCCUAAAGGCGGAGCUCGCAUUUUUUUUCCGCAUUUUUUUUUCCACACGUCUCAAGGACACAACGCCUUGCCCUGGCCAGGACUAGAACCUGGGUCGUCCGACUCGGAGCCCAGUGCACUGACCACUGGACUACUGGACAAAGCCGUGGCGUUGGCGUGCCCGCGGUACAGCUGACCACACAUGUUAAAAGUAGCACCUUGUACGGUCAUACGGUCGUACGGUCGUACGGUUGUACGGUCGUACAGUCGUACAGUCGUACAGUCGUACAGUCGUACGGUCGUACAUCCAAAUUUUUUUGGCUUGAUGUGUUACUUCUAUUUUGUAUAAUUAUGGGGCUACGCUCUGCGAGCUCCGCUAUAAAUGGGUAUCAGCGGUUGAUCCAUACAUUUAGUUGAUCAAUGGUUUAUCAGUAAAGGUUCGGCAGUAGGCUGAGGCAAUAGUCAGCAAGCUUUACUAUGGAGAUAUCAGCUAUUAUAGCACUCAAUGAUCAUAUCAACUGAGGCACAUACAUGUAAGGCCUCCAUUGUGGUUUGCAUCAGACCAAUAAUCAAUUUAUUUUGCAGAUCUAGAUUCUCUAAAAUUAUUCUUUCAAUCAACAGGACUUGUUGUGGGCUUGUGUCUCAGUGGUGCUCUCACCAGUUCUCACCAACAAAAUCAAUGGUCAAAUACUGAAUUUUAUGCAAGCAAAUGUUAUCAAAACACUUGGAAGUCAGUGUAUUCCAUAUGAUGUCUACAAGAGGUCAGUAUACAGGUUUGCAAGGACAUGUAAAGAUGGAGUUAGCUUUAACAAUACAUUUCAAAACAUUUUAACUGAACACCCUUAACCUAGACCUGUGCAAGAACAUGUUCACUUGGUAAGCUCAGUGCAAUUGGUCUGGAGCUGUUCUGGAAGUUUGGAUUGUGUAGGAUGAUUAACAAACUGACAAUGAGUUAGUGUGGUCUUUACUUUUAUAGAUGAUUAUAUUUGUCAUCACAGUGGUCAAAAUGUUGUGUACUCACUGGGUGCAGCAAGUGAGUCUGCAGUAAAUUUUGACCACUGUUAUGAUGAAUGUUGUUGUUGACAAGACUACAGACCAUAGUAGCACCUUGUGCGGUUGUACGGUCGUACGGUCAUACGGUCGAACGGUCGAACGGUCGUACAUCCAAAUUUUUUCGGCUUGAUGGGUAACUACUAUUUUGUAUAAUUAUGGGGCUACGCUCUGCGAGCUCCGCUAUUAAGGGAGUUUGCCAAGUGUUGUCUGUUGUUUGAGAGAAGAUCCAGGAAGAGGUGAAACUACAUACCUGAGUUUUCUAACACUAAUAAUUCCACAUGAAAUGGCAUGUACUUGAAAAAAUUGUGACCUACAAGGAAUUUCCUCUCAUGUGAAAAAUUAACUGUGUGAAAGAUUAUUUGCUUCCUCGUUUUGAGAUGCUUUCAACUCAUUUUGAGCAUCUCAAAACACAAUUCGAAUGUCAAUCUUCAAAGUUUUUGAGAAUUAAGUUUCAAGAAUCGAGUUUCUAGGGACUGUCACCUUACUUUUGAGCAUUACUGACAACAUGUUGUUUGAAAACUUUCUCCAAUUUUAGUUAUAUUGCUCAUAAUUUGUUUUGUAGCUGGAUAAAAAAACAGGUCGACAUUGGGGGAAUUGAGAGGAAUUAUGAGAUCGCCUUGCUUAUGUUAAAAGAAGGUACACAUACUUUAAAUGAACAGCAAUGUUGUUUCAAAAGAUAUACUUGUCAUUUUGAAUUACUGUAGUGAGUAUGGUUAUGGUGAUGAUGAUGACAGUGACAAUUAACAUGAUGAUUAUGAUGUACAGUCUGUAAAACACGAAAAUUAGUUCAAAUUAUUUGCAAACUCCAGCCAUUUAAUUAUUUUGAAUUGGCUCUUUAAAAAUUUGCUGGUAUAAAGAAGUUAGGGAAGCAGUGUUCUUAGUUGUAUUGAAUUGAAGUUCAUGAUAUAUACAUGUAAACUGUACGAUUAGUGUGAAGCCUUAAGUGUCAAAAUGUUUCAACAGUGAUGGAUUAAGGUGUCUGACUGUAUAUAGUGUUAAUUGAAGAGAUAUUCCAGCCAUUGGUAAUUUGGAAAUAAUAUUACUAUUUAGCUUCAUCUGACAUACCAAUGUUAGGGAAUGGUGAUAUAUGUAUUUACCUAAAGAUGCAGUGAACUUUUACUAAUUGGCUGCCUUUACGUUACUAAAGUAACAUCAACCUUGAUGAUUUACCUGUUGUAAUAGGUCGUCUCUUAAAAAAAUGUCAAGAAGGCUCAUCAAUACGCAAGAAAGCUGUGUCGCUUGUCAAGACACUCAUUAAGACUGUUGAUGCCUUGCUGAGCAAGAAUGGUAGCUCUAAUGGGAAGGACAGACUGUGUGUAGUACUCAAGAAGAUCAAGAACGAUGUAAGUUGGUUGAAAGCAAAGUAAAAUAAUGUGAGUUUCAUUGUCUCCUUUAAAGACCUUAUUAAUAUUUUCCAUGACCUGUGAUUGGGAAGUAAGUUCCAAAAUAACGUGACAAAAGUUCAUGCAAUAAAGGCAUUUUCAUCAACUACUCCUUUGAAGACCUUAAUGAUAUUUUCCUGGACCUGUGAUUGGGAAGUUAGUUCCAAAAUAGCACGAAAGCAAAUCAUUCAAUAAAGGCAUUCUCAUUAACUACUCUAAGACCUGUGUCCAAGACUAGUAUGGACCUGUGUCCAAGACUAGUAUGGACAUGUGUCUAAGACUAGUAUGGACCUGUGUCUAAAACUGAUGUGGAUAGUUAUUACCUAAGCUACCCAAGCGUGCAAGAUAGGCCCAUCUUACCUUCUUGGUAUUGGCCGCUUUGAUCCCUCACAAGAAAAUAAGUGCAUGGAGCGUACUUACAAAGUUUGUAACUUUUGGGCAAUUUCGGCGAUGAAGUCGCGAAAAGCAGCACAAGACAGUGAAAAUGAUGAAAACAUAGACGACUCUUGAGGGUUUAUUGCGCUACAAGCGCAGGUGGCUCUCUUUUCUAGCUGGCUCUUGAAAUAAACAAGUCAAUAAACAAAUCCUUCAUUGACCAUGCAAGCUUGUUUGGUCAAGAUGGCUGGAUAUUAUCCUCGUUCAUUUUUGCAUUUUUAUGGACCUCAACUUCGUCUCGGUCCAUAAAAAGGCGAAAAGAGAACUCUGUCAAUAUUUAGCUAUCUUAGCCAAACAAGCUUGGUCUAUAACGCAUAGCAUUACGUAGCAAUUAGCCUUCUUUUUAAAUUUUUUUUUUUCAGUUUGCCAAGGAGAUUGUUAAAUGUGGAUUAGAUUCUCUAGAAGGAAAGUUGAUGGGGUUGAUUUUUAAAAAUGAUCCAAGCUUUGAGAAUUUUGAAGAUGUCAGGAAGGCUUGUGGGUAAGACUAUUUGUUUCAAAUAACUAUUGCUGUGUCUUAACUUUUUGGCAUCUGAUUAAUCAAUAAGGUCUUUUAAUAAAUGUUUAUUUGACCCUCAAGAGUGACCAGCAUCUAAUUUGUCCUUACAACAUUUCCUCCCUAAAUCAAACAGUUGGGUCGCAAGAAUAAAGAAAAUGAUCACCAGCUGAAGGAGCUCUUGAUCGUUAAACAAAUUCUCCUUGUCAGCACCUAAGGAAUUGUAUAGAGAACAGUGAGGAGAAUAGGAAUCUUAACCCUUUAACUCCCGUGAGUGACCAAGACAGAAUUUCUCCUUACUAUAUCUAUACAAUAUCAUGCAGAGAAGUGAUGAGAAUAAAGAAAAAUAUCAAUUAAGGGAUUACUAAUUGAUCUGUUCCAAAUUCUCCAAACUAACACAAUGAGAAUCAUUUGGUAGACGGUAAGGAGAAUUACUUAAGAGAUCUUGGGAGGUAAGGGGUUAAUGUAAGGGUAUAGAGGGUGAACUAAACUAAAUUAAAUAAUAAAAAACAUAUUGUACAAAACAUGACAUACCAUGUUACACAAAUAAAAUUUGACUUUAAAGAUGUUUUUUAUAAAAUGAUUCAAAUAGUACGCACGCUCUGAUUGGCCAUAAAACCAUUUUACAUGAGCGUAUGUAACCAAGGUUUUCGUUCCUCUUUUAUUAGUUAUUUUAUAAAAGAAGUGUAAAAUGGUUUCCGUGUUUACAUAGCCUGAUGUAAUCACUUGGGAGGUUGGGAGAACACUCGAUAAGCUGGAAACCACUCCGCUUCGCGUCGUUGUUUCCUACGCUUAUCUCGUGUUCUCCCAACCUCCCGUGUGUUUACAUCAGGCUAUGUAAACACGGAAACCAUUUUACAUUUCUUCAAUAUCACUGUAAACAGAGAGAAACGACCGGUGUGAAGGUUUAAAAAUUGCUAAUGUACGUAACUAUGGAAGUAUUAUUUCAGAGUUUUUGUUGAGUUCCAAUCGUUGAAUGCAAAUUGAUGGAAUGUACAUUUAAGAUUGACCCGUAUUGUCCUGUUUUCAGGGAUGAAAAGUGGCCUUCUAUAAAAUCAGAAAUGAUGGACUUUCUCAAGAAGCACCUCUCGUGAGUAUUACACAUGUAUAUAGCACUAUUCACAGUACAAGUCUGACCAUACAUUAAGCAAGCAAAGAAAUUAGCAAAAGAGCAAUUUAAGUUAACCAUGGAAAUGUUAAUACUGAAAUUUUGCAUUGUAAACUUGUAGCAACUAAUAGCUCCCCCUUUCCCCCAUCCUCCAAUCCAAUACUCCAAAAUAGUAGUUUUAUUUGUAUUCAUGUAGGCUGGGCACAUUUAGGUUGGUUACAUAUAGCAUAGCAAUACGAAAUAUACUUGUCUUUGAAUUUCUGUGUUUUUUUUUUCUGUGUGAAGAAAAUAUGUUUCAACCAAAGUAAUACUUGUUGUAUACGGUAUUUAUGAAACUGAUAGACACUUCAAAAGAAGCCCACAUCUCUCUCUCCCUUUUUAGAAGCAGGUCUCACGCUGCAUGUUGUGUCGAGGUGUUUGGUAGAUAUGGUAUGUACGAUGAAGUAAAACAAACCCUUGCUGCAGUUGGUUCCUCAAAUGUUUCCACUAUCUGUGAAAAGGUACUUGCAAUCGUUGUAAAUAAUGCCUUCUGUCUUAAAGUCUCUGUAGAUUAUUUAAAAAGUGGUUGAUCUAAUAAUGUUCGCAAGUGAAUAGCAAUGAAUCCUUUAGACAUGAUCAGUUAACUACUCUCAUGUUUCCUUUUAAACUACAUAUAUUCAUGAGUUGUUUUUGUGUCAAAUUCACGCUCUUUUACUGCUCCUCAAUCUCUUCACCUUUUUGCUGACUUGUGCGUCGAAAUUGUUAGAAAAUUGAAAAUUUAUUGACGCACUGUCCGGCCAACGGAUCAACCGACCAGUUGAAUAACUGACUGACUGACUUAUUGGCUGACUGACCGAUGGACCGACUCACAAAUUUACUAGCUGGCUGACUGAAGGACUUCUAAGCGAAGACUGGUUGAAUAACUGACCUACUGACCAGUUGACUGAAAUGUGAAUGAAUGAAGUACUGAAUGGAUAGCUACCACUGUAAUCUAUGCAUACGUCUUGAUUGGCUUAGUGAGCCUUGAUUAACUAAGAACAUGUUAGUGCAUGCAGUUAUGAUUGAAGGAAGUAACAACGGAAGGAGCAAAUGAAUGAAUAAAUGGCCGAGUGAAUAAAUGAAGGAAUGAAGGAGGGUAGUAAUAAAUGAUUAGAUGAAUCUAUUGUAACAAGUUGUUGAAUGAGUAAAGCGCUCUUAGCUGUUUUCACUUCUCUCCUUUUUCAGAUUAAAGUGACUUUACUAAAGUUAGAGAAACCUGACGAAGCGUGCCAGUUUGCAGAUGCAUGUUGUGAUUGGUUGAGUAAAACACUAUGCGAUGUUGCAUUCUGCAGCUGGCGAUAUAACUUUAACAAUGUAAGUGUCGAGCAAAACACUGACUUAAAUUUGCUUUUAGACUCACCAGAAACAAUAAAUUUGCGAUUUGACACUUUCUUUUAUUUUACUAAAGAAGUUUAAUUGUAGCAAUGUCGAAAACAGUUUUGGCCAAAUUUUCUUGGCUCACGCUACUCUGACUUGGCCUAACUACAGCAUUUUAUAUAAUAAGCUCAGUUAUGCACGCAUUCUGAUUGGUUCUCACUUAUGAUCUACUGGAGGACAGACGUAUAGAUGACGUUAUCAUUAAAACUUUUUCCCGUAUAUUUUAAUUCUUUAUUAUAUAAAACAAAUAGAUUCCAAGUUGCCGUGAGGACGUCAAAAUGUGGUAAGAACAUCAGUGACGUCAUCUGUGAUCUAUUACUGAACAGACGCACGGCAACUUGGAAUCUAUUUGUUAAGUUGUUUGUAUCAAAUUAAAUUUGAUACAAACAACUUAACAAUUUUUGAAAACUUGAAAAUUUUUUCGCUGCUGCAGUCAAUUUAAAGGCAACGAGUAGUACUGUUACAGAUACCUUUUGUUAUAUUUCCACCUCUUCUAAAUGAUGCAACCCUCAUCUCAUGUUUGCACUUUUUUUUAUCUCUUCAACGGAAAUUUUGUAGUUGCCUGAUUCGGUCGUAUCCUGUGUCAAAGCGAUUGCUGCUUUCAAACAACAGACUUCUAAUGACAUUCUGACAGCAGCGAUGCGUCAUACGUCUGAGGUGAGUUUCUGAGAGUAUUUUUGGCUUGAAAAAUAAACAAUACUGCGAAAGUUCUAAGUAUUAAGUAUUUUUCUCGAGUAUAGAAAAGUGAGCGCGAAUUAUUGCUUUUCGUGGCGGGAAAUUGUCGCGCGUGGUGCUCGGUGAUGCAAUUUUUGGCGGGAAAAACGUUUCACGUUAUGAAUGGCAAAGGGGUAUGUUCGUUUGGAAAAUAUUAGAUGCAGAGCGCAAUUUUGGCGGAAGAACGCGAAAGCAGAAAAAGUAAAAGAAAGGGGAAAAAAGAACAUGGUGUGUUUAGUUUAAUACAGGAUUUAUCCAAUAUUUUUCCUGCUCCUGUAUACUUUAGAACGAAACUGCCAUUAUCGUUUCUAAUUUUGUGUGUUCUUUCCGCAGUACUUUAGUCGAAAUACAGUCCAACACAAACAUCGUUGCUAUCUUGAACGUUGGCUCAGAGAAAUCAAGGUAUCAAUCUUGACCACUUCGUUGCUUUUUUUUUUAAGGCAAUUUUCUGUGAGUGAUGUUAUAAAUCUAGAUAAUGAUUUCAACGGUGCUAGAACAAAGAAACAGUUGAAGAAGCAAGCAAGCGAAGGAACCCUCAACAAAAAUAGUGAUGGAGAGAAACAACAGCAAAUAAGAAGAGAGACUAUGAACACAGUUACUAAGGGGGAGGGAUGAAGCUAAAGGAAAAGUGGUGAGAAGUACAGCUGGCUGCAGAAUCGGGAUUAGAUGAAGUUCGAAUUCUUAUCAGGGUCUCAGCUGUAAUUCUUUCAGAGCGCGUGGCAAAGUAUUAGCAUAAUUUGUAUUUUUUCCCUCAAAUUGGUUAUCAUAAUCUUAUGACUAUCGUCUACAGGGACUGUUUGGAAAAUGUGAGCUGACCGCGUGGAGCUGGGCCUUUCAUGAGCUUACAACGGGACCGCUGAAACGAAAGUCUGCAGUGAUUAAGUAUGUGUCUAGCAACGUUAGAAUUAAAGCAAUAGGGUUUGUAUACCAGAAACACCACUGAUUGUGCUGCGCUAAAUCAAAAUCCUUCUAACCCAGAGGACUUGAAUAAUUGAUGUAACAUUAGUAAACUAAUUGCAAAUUUUUCUUUCGUAGUUCAAGGACCUCUGUUCAGCUCUUUACUUUGUUAAGAGAGCAAGGCAAUUUUUUUGCAUCGUAUAUAGGUGGUUUCAUAAACAAAUAUUAUUAUUUAUCCUGUUUUAAAUAAUCACAUUUAAGGGGGCCAUCGCUUUAAGCAGUUAUUCUACUGUAAAUUUCUUGUCGUAUUUUUUUAAAAUUGGUCAUGCACUCCGUUUCAAUUUUUAUCGUAUCCAUCCUUGUUCCUAUUGGCUGAUUCCUGCCCCUUUGAUGUUUUUCGUCCCUUGCAAACCAUUUCUUAAGGGUUUCUUCCCAAUUUACGAAAAUUGUUUCAACAACUUCCCCACCCCUCCUCCCUUUUUUCGUCGACGUAAAAACUCCCCAAAGACUGGCACGCACCUUCCCACGGCGUCAAAAAGGAAUGUGUUUUCGAGUCAAUGCCAAUAUAAUCUGAGCCACUGCGCACCUACUCCUCCCCUAACCCAAAUAAAGGCAGGAAACUAAUGAAAAUUUAAGGUUAACGUUUGGUUAGGAGAGGAGUAGGCGGGUAGUAGCUCAGAUAAUGACACUGAUCUGCAAUUUCAAUAUUUUGAGACUCAUUUCAUUCGUUCUUUACAUUACAGGCACUUGAUGAACAGUACCUCUUUGCAGUCGGGAACCCUCACUUAUAGUCAAUUGCGUUUAAUGCAAACUAAAGCUAAGGUAAACACUGCAUCUAAAGACAAAAAUACACCUGCACAUGCGCAAGGAAAAGUUCAGAAAAGGUCAGGUUGUGAAACCCAGGCACCUGCUACGUCAACCGUACAAAAGAACGUGUCAGGAGGUUCCUUUGUGCCUUUAACCAGCGGAAAACAGGCUCAAGGGAGUGCGCAAGAGAGAGCUAUGAAUGCACCAGGAUGUGGAACCCAGGGCCUUUUGGCUGCUACAGCCUCAUCGCAGUUUGUCAAUUCAGCUCAGGGCAAUGCUCUAUCUGCCAAAAAGGGUACUGUUGGUGUCCCUGCGGUCGCAAUUGCGAACGAAAAUGUCGCGUCCCUGCCCGGAUCAAAAGCAUCCAUGUUCGUGGCAAUCGCUCCAAUGUCAUCAGCCUCUCCAUGAGUCAGUACCCCUUCAACAAUCCAAACUGUCUCAGGUCCUUCCUCUGGUAAGAAGCUUGGUAACCGUGCCACCUCCUGGACCAAAUAAUUCUUCAGCGGUGAUUUUCACCGCGUAGUGAUUCGUGGCUGACUGCAUUUCGUCUACAGAAUUUGAUCGUGAGACUGAAUGAACUGAGGUUUGGUAAAUCUAAAAAUAUUCUUGAAAAUACCGCAGAAUAUUACUCAUGAUUUCUCAGUUUUCCAACGAUAGACAACAGAUAAAUCAAAUUUGUUAUGUUACACGUUUUUCGGUUGAAGUUGUAGAGCUCAAGUUGCCAAAUGAAAAAUCAGAUUCAAUAAGUGAUGUUUGUCUAAGGUUUACCAUUGGAAAAUAAUUUCACGGGAAUAAUUUUAUUGAAUUCGGGUAAAAUUGUCCAUGUAAAUACUUUCACCAAGUUUUCGUCAAAUUGAAGUUAAAAAGAGUAAGUAUUUUCCCUUCUCACGGGAUAAGGAAGCAAUAAUUUUAUAUUUUGCAAGGCAAGGGUCAUUAGAGAAGUUUGAGGGUUGGUUUGAUUUAACCCUUUAACUCCCAGUUCAAAUUUGUCAUUCUCUUUACUGUCAACCAUACAAUUCUUGUAAUGUUAGUUAAGAGAAUUUAGUAUUGGAUCAACUAAUUAUCUCCAAAUUGAUAUUUUUCUUUAUUCUCGUCACUUAUCUGGUUGAUAUUGUAUCGAUACUGUAAGGAGAAAUUCUUUUUUGGUCACUCUUGGGAGUUAAAGGGUUAAGUAGAAAAGGGAUACAGGGGAAGAUUGGGCGAAAGAAAGUCUGAGGAGUGGGUAGCUAAAAAUGAUAAUAAUGCACACUGCUCUGGCCUCCUUCAACUCUUCCCGAUUUCCUUCAGCUUGGAAAUUCCCAUCCACUUCUCACAAUUUAAUGACCCAAGUUCAUGUACAGAAAAGUAUCUGAAUUUUUUUUGUUCUGGCCAUGUCGUUAAAGUUGAAAUAAAUCGUUUGCCUGUUUGGUUUUGUAAAAUUGUGGUCUCCGAAGAUACAGUCAGUCAAUGGCUGACCCUUUACACCCUAAAGCUAACAUUAAUAGCAAGUUCUCCAUACCGAUCUUAAUACAUUUUCUAUGUGACUUACAAGGAGAAUUUGUUCCACAAUCAAAAGUUUCUUGAGUUCGCA